This is a messenger RNA of Closterium sp. Yama58-4, 2337 nucleotides long. The record is from the annotation of a GenBank genome assembly. Lineage: Eukaryota; Viridiplantae; Streptophyta; Zygnematophyceae; Desmidiales; Closteriaceae.
AUGCGGGAAAAGAUCGCCCUAGCUCUGGAGGCUGACAACGUGACAGUGGUUGAUGUCAACGGCGACGGUCAGCACGUUAGCAUUGAGGUUGUAUCGAAGCUGUUUGAGGGAAAGCGCAGCUUGGACAGGCAGCGCAUGGUUUAUCGGGCAAUCUGGGAGGAGCUUCAAGGCGCAGUACAUGCCGUUGACUCUCUCGUCACAAAAACGCCUUCCGAAGUCGGAUUGGCGUGCGCACACUCUCGUCUCAGCCGCCACUCCCGCUGUACUGAAGACCAAACCCCAACCAGCACCCGCAGCAACCCCCCCGCCGACAAUCAGCGGCCAAGAUUGCUCCAACGGUACCGUGAUCAUUUCAGCCGUGUCGCGCGCCAAUGCUGGCCGGCAGACGCUACCGGCGGGUCUCCUGCCGAGCCGCAACGCUGUUGGGGAUUCAACGACGGCGCUGAGACUCCCGACUCGGAACCUGACGGCGAGGGCGGCCUUAUAUCUGCCCGAGACGUCGGCGCCGGUGGCGCUGCGGGAAGCGACCGCGAAGCUGACGCAUCUGCUGCAGGUGGUGCUUCUGGUGCUGCUGGUGAUGGCGGUGAUAGCGCUGCCGGCGGUGCCGCCUCCUCCUCGUCGCGCAAGCUGCAUCGGCGAUCGAGUAGCAAAUCGUCGAAGUCCGUCGAUUGGUCGCUAACGCCCUGUAACUCCGUCGCCGAUUUCGCCGACCUGAAAAUGGUCGGGCGAGGACGGUGGGCGACCGUUUACGCCGCGACGCACUGCAGGACCGGCCGGCGGGUCGUGCUGAAAAUAUAUUCUGCCCGGCAUCAGACGGCUGCGAUGCAGAAGCAGGUGGAGCGGGAGAUCUGGUGCAUGCGCCAAACGCGCGGACACAAGCACGCGAUCGGGUUUCUCGGAAGCUUCGUCGACGACGCGGGCAGGAUCGAGAGCGCGAUCGACGCGAACGGCAGGGGGGGCGGGAAGGGGAAGAACCGGCGCAAGCAGACUGUUAUCGUGGAGGAAUUCGCGGCGGGCGGGGACGUCUAUCAGAGGCUAAUGAACGAGUUUAGCGGGCAGAUGCCGGAGGCGAUAGUCGUUCGCGAAAUCAUGUCGCCGCUGUUACAAAUCCUGCGAUUUCUGCACGCGAACGCGAUCAUCCAUCGCGACGUGAAACCCGAAAAUAUUCUGUUCGCCGCGGACGGGCAGCUGAAACUAGCCGAUUUCGGCCUCGCGAUCUGCACGAUGCGCGAUCUGCCCGGCGCGCGCGUCGGCACACUCGAUUACAUGGCGCCCGAGCUGCUUCAGUCUAUUCCCUCCGCUUCCGCUUCCGCUUCCGCUUCCGCGACUGGUUCCGCGACUGGUUCCGCGGAUGGCGCUAGCGCCGGCGCCAGUAGUGCUGCGCGCGGCAGUUCCGCGGAACCCGCGGAGGGUCAGAGUUUCUCGCAAGGGUCGAAGCUGCAGAGGCUGAAAUCGAAAAAGCUCUCCGGGGGAGGCCUCUCCAUAGGGGCAGUCAGCAUUCUUGCGCUCUUUAUAGCGCUCCUCGGUAUUCUGCUGCAGGUCAUGGCUCUCUCUGUUCCCCGCUGGCCCAUGGUUGUUACACAAGUGCUAGUGGAUUUGGUGGCAGCAGCAGCAGCAGCGCUGGCGGCAAGAGUGGAAACAGCGGCAGCAGCAGCAGCAGCAGUGGCAGCGGCAGCGGCAGCGGCAGCAGCAGCGGCAGCAGCAGCGGCAGCAGCAGUGGCAGCGGCAGCAGCAGCGGCAGCAGCAGCGGCAGCAGCAGCAGCAGCGGCAGCAGCAGCGGCAGCAGCAGCGGCAGCAGCAGCAGCAGCAGCGGCAGCAGCAGCGGCAGCAGCAGCAGUGGCAGCGGCAGCAGCAGCAGCAGCAGCAGUGGCAGCGGCAGCAGCAGCAGCAGCAGCAGUGGCAGCGGCAGCAGCAGCAGCAGCAGCAGUGGCAGCGGCAGCAGCAGCAGCAGCAGCAGUGGCAGCGGCAGCAGCAGCGGCAGCAGCAGCGGCAGCAGCAGCAGCAGCGGCAGCAGCAGCGGCAGCGGCAGCAGCAGCGGCAGCAGCAGCAGCAGCGGCAGCAGCAGCGGCAGCGGCAGCAGCAGCGGCAGCAGCAGUAGCAGCAGCAGCAGCAGCGGCAGCAGCAGCAGCGGCGGCAGCGGCAGCAGCAGCAGCGGCGGCAGCGGCAGCAGCAGCAGCGGCGGCAGCGGCAGCAGCAGCGGCAGCGGCAGCGGCAGCAGCGACGGCAGCGGCAGCGGCAGCAACGGCGGCGGUGGUGGCGGUGGUAUCGAGGUUGAUCUUGCUGACACUGGCAGUGUCGAAACUGGUUACACGGUUAGCAAACUGUCAGCAGACGUAG